Messenger RNA from Calidris pugnax (ruff), 14109 nucleotides. It is a transcript of the gene DGKI, whose product is annotated as diacylglycerol kinase, iota. Gene Ontology annotation, cellular component: nucleus. Gene Ontology annotation, molecular function: protein binding; ATP-dependent diacylglycerol kinase activity. Gene Ontology annotation, biological process: regulation of synaptic transmission, glutamatergic; diacylglycerol metabolic process; intracellular signal transduction. The record is from RefSeq and is a predicted model, not a curated record. Bases 14 to 2971 code for a protein of 985 amino acids. The transcript is spliced from 34 exons. NCBI's taxonomy places the organism in Eukaryota, Metazoa, Chordata, Aves, Charadriiformes, Scolopacidae.
UUUCCUGGAAGUUAUGAGUGUGGGAUGCAUGGAUUUCUUUUGCAAAAGCAGCAGGAAACAGAACAUGUGUAAAUUGUCCGUGCCAGGCUCCUUGGAUAGCUGGAAAGCAAUCUCCAGGUCAGGCCUCCAGCACUUGGCUCCUGUGCAUUCCCUCAACAUUGCAGUCUCCAAUGGACCUGUGAAGGAACCAAGGGCGGCCUUAGAGUGGACUGAAAAUGCCGUGAACGGAGAGCAUCUAUGGCUGGAGACAAAUGUUUCUGGGGACCUCUGCUACCUGGGGGAGGAAAGCUGCCAAGUCAAAUUCUCAAAAUCUGCUCUGCGGAGGAAGUGUGCUGCCUGCAAAAUUGUGGUCCACAAUGCCUGCAUGGAGCAGUUAGAGAAGAUUAAUUUUCGCUGCAAACCGACUUUCCGAGAAGGAGGCUCCAGAUCUCCAAGAGAAAACUUUGUCCGACACCACUGGGUGCACAGGCGGAGGCAGGAGGGGAAAUGUAAGCAAUGUGGAAAGGGCUUUCAACAGAAAUUCUCCUUCCAUAGUAAAGAGAUUGUGGCCAUCAGCUGUUCCUGGUGCAAGCUGGCAUUUCAUAAUAAAGUCACCUGUUUCAUGUUACAUCACAUCGAGGAGCCGUGUUCCCUGGGGGCUCAUGCUGCUGUCAUUGUGCCUCCCACCUGGAUCAUUAAGGUGAAGAAACCUCAGGUGGUCUCCAUACCAGGAGACGAGCCUGAUUGGGCAGGAGACUGGAGCCCCGAAGGGGAAACGGGCGUCUCCUACCCCUAUUGGGAGGGUUGGCAGAACUCAUUGAAGACUUCAACACGGCGAAAGAAGAGAACGUCUUUUAAAAGAAAAGCCAGCAAAAGAGGCAAUGAAGAUAACAAAGGUCGGCCGUUUGUGAUAAAGCCUAUCUCCUCUCCACUCAUGAAGCCGCUGCUGGUUUUUGUCAAUCCAAAAAGCGGAGGGAAUCAGGGCACCAAGAUUCUCCAAACGUUUAUGUGGUAUUUGAAUCCACGCCAGGUCUUUGAUCUCUCUCAGGAAGGGCCAAGAGAUGCGCUGGACCUGUACAGAAAAGUGCCAAACCUGCGGAUCCUGGCCUGCGGCGGGGACGGGACGGUGGGCUGGAUCCUCUCUGUCCUUGAUGAGCUGCAACUCAGCCCUCCGCCUCCUGUGGCUGUCCUUCCUCUUGGCACUGGGAAUGACCUUGCCCGCACCCUCAACUGGGGUGGGGGUUACACAGAUGAACCAGUGUCCAAGAUCCUGUGCCAUGUAGAAGAUGGGACCAUUGUCCAACUGGACCGCUGGAAUCUCCAGGUUGAGCGCAACCCUGAUUUGCCACAGGAUGAGCUGGAGGAUGGGGCACGUAAGCUUCCACUCAGUGUCUUCAAUAAUUACUUUAGCCUUGGAUUUGAUGCACAUGUUACACUGGAAUUCCAUGAAUCUAGAGAAGCAAAUCCAGAGAAAUUCAACAGCCGAUUUAGAAAUAAAAUGUUUUAUGCAGGGGCAGCCUUUACAGACUUUCUGCAAAGAAGCUCAAGAGAUUUAUCCAAGCAUGUUAAAGUUGUGUGUGAUGGUACAGACCUGACUCCAAAGAUCCAGGAGCUGAAGUUCCAGUGUAUAGUGUUUUUAAACAUACCCAGGUAUUGUGCUGGCACGAUGCCCUGGGGAAACCCUGGAGAUCACAGAGACUUUGAGCCUCAGCGCCAUGAUGAUGGCUACAUUGAAGUCAUUGGUUUCACCAUGGCCUCACUGGCUGCUCUCCAGGUGGGUGGCCAUGGAGAGAGGUUGCAUCAGUGCCGUGAGGUGACACUCUUAACAUACAAGUCUAUUCCCAUGCAAGUGGAUGGUGAACCAUGUCGAUUGGCUCCCUCGCUCAUUCGAAUCUCCUUAAGGAACCAAGCCAACAUGGUGCAGAAGAGCAAGAGGAGAACAUCCAUGCCUUUGCUGAAUGAUCCUCAUUCCAUCCCAGAUCGUCUGCGGAUCAGAGUGAACAGGAUUAAUUUGCAAGAAUAUGAGGGGCUACACUACGACAAGGAAAAACUUCGGGAAGCUUCCAUUCCCCUAGGAAUUAUAGUGGUACGAGGAGACUGUGACUUGGAGACCUGUCGUAUGUACAUUGACCGUCUCCAAGAGGACCUACAGUCAGCAAGUUCUACUACACAGAGAGUUCAUUACCAGGACCAAGAAAGCUCUUUCCCCAGAGUACUUUCUGUUCAGAGGCUCUCUCCUAGAUGGUGCUUCCUAGACGCAACUUCUGCUGAUCGCUUUUACCGCAUUGACAGAUCUCAGGAACAUUUGCACUUUGUGACGGAAAUUUCGCAGGACGAGAUUUUUAUUCUGGACCCAGAGAUGGUAAUGUCACAGCAGGUGGGGACGCCACCCGGAAUGCCUGAUCUGGUAGUGGAGCAGGCCUCUGGAAUAUCAGAUCGGUGGAACCCUGCGGUUCGAAAGAGGAUGCUGAGUGACAGUGGCCUUGGCAAGAUUUCCCCGCACUACGAGGUACCUGACAAACAAAAGGACGCCAGCCAGACACAUAUGCUGCAGUCACCGGUCUCUUCAGAAGAUCAAGCACUUUUACAGGCAGUCAUAGCUGGUGAUCUGCUGAAGUUCAUAGAAUGCUGUAAAAAAGGAGCCAAUUUGCUAAUCCAAGGACCUGAUCACUGCUCGUUGUUGCACCAUGCUGCCAAGUCUGGGCAUGGUGAGAUUGUGAAAUACAUCCUUGAGCAUGGUCCAUCUGAACUGCUGGACAUGACAGACAGUGAAACGGGUGAGACAGCAUUACAUAAGGCAGCCUGCCAGCGCCAUCGUGCCGUCUGCCAGCUCCUGGUGGACGCGGGAGCCUCUCUGAGAAAGACGGACUCCAAGGGUAAGACUCCUCGUGACAGGGCUCAGCAAGCUGGUGACCCAGAUCUGGCCUCCUACCUGGAGAGUCGACAAAACUAUCAAAUGGUUUCCCAUGAGGAUCUGGAGACAGCAGUCUGAUGUCUGAAAGCGUAAAAGAGGAUCCUUGGAAAUCGCAAGGCUGCACCUGAGGCACUCGGGCAUCGCUUGAGGAGGAAGCUGAUGGAAUCAAAGUGUCUCUCACUCUCAUGGAAAAUAUCUGAGGACAUGCCACCAGUUUCUAAGGGCUACUGAGUCUUGCCACGGAACGGUUAGGUUCCAUAAGUUAGCCCAUGAUGGAUAAGGCGGGACACUCAAAGGUCUGUGGAAUCCAUGGGCCACGGAAAUUUACCUUUAUUGCUUCCAGCAAGUAGCAUGAACUUCUCCCAUGUUCAUCUGUACAAUUUAUUUAAAAAAAAAAAAAAAAGAAAGGAGGAAAGAGAAAAGAGGGUGCGGGGGAAUCAAACUAACUGGGACAUUAAAACACCCGACCAGGCCCUCUUCCAUCUCUACAGUUUCCUGCAUUCCUUUUAUUCUCCUAUUCCCUUCACUUGUCAUCAGUUAAAUAGUACCUGUUAUCUCUGUGUUAAGUCUUCACAAAUGGUCAGGCAGUAGCAAAAAAUUUUAGGAGCUCUGGAUGCCCUUAGGAAAACCCUAAUGUUUUUACUGGUUGCGUUCCCUUGCCAACCUCCUGGAAGCUGCAUCCUCGGUGCUUAGUCACUGAGGAGUUUUCUCACUUUUGGAGGGGACUCUGCCUAUUGUCUUUUUUUCCCAGGGUGUGGGGCACAGUUAGACUUACAGCAGUAACAAAACCUAACCUCUGCGUUGUCGCUGGGUAUACAAUUAUGGUAUACUCAUGAGACAGCCAUUUGAAUGGAAAGGGGUUAUAUGGGAUACACCACAUUGUAUGGCAGAGCAGAAAGUUGCCAGUAAGGUUUCUCACACCACCAUUGCGCGCAUAAUGACCAGUCCAGUUGGUUUCAGGCCAGUCUAAAAAGUGAUAGCUAUUUUUUACUUUUGAAAAGGUGGGUUUUACACUGGGGAGAGAUCUGGGCAAGACAAAGGGGGGUUCUGAUGGACUGACUUAUGGACCCAGUCCCCUUUAUGUUACAGCCAGAGGUAGGGAGGAGACUUCGAACAUUAGCGGUCAGCCCAGGCUUGCUGCCAUCAACAAACAAAUGAGUACUGCCCCAGUCACAUUGGGAACAGGAAAACCCUCUUUAGCUGAACCUGUGAGCUCUCCGAUUCCCCAAGGGAACAAUGUUUCAGAGAGGCUGUCCCACUGCAGAAGGACAAGCAGCAGCUGUGUGCCUCAUUACCCACUCUAAGCUUGGAAAUGUAAAGUUGCUUAGCUGCUGUAAAGGCCAGCUGUGUCUUCUGUACUCGUCUGUUCUCUGUGUUACCUCAAAGAUUAUAACCACAAAAGAAAAGAACGCAAACACACAUACACACAGGCAUGCACAAAAUGUUCACUUUUAGGUUUUCAGUCACUACAGAUAAAUCAGAUGCCAGAAAUAGCAGAGCUUCCACUUCAUCUGACCGGUUCCCAUGAAGAUGCUCACAGCCCACUUUUGGCACAUUUCUUGCAAUAGAUUUUUGAAUUUUGCUUUGUUGUUUAUUUUGAAAGAUCCACUGGUGUUUGAUUUUACACACCUUGCUAGGUGUAGGUCUCUAGUAGAUGGUGAUUAUUUGGAUUACAUGCAGUUUGGAAACCAUAAAAAUAACUCAGGUCACUAUUCAGAUAAGUUUUUCUUCCUUGGUAGAAGUUGUGGAAAUGAAAUGAAUGCAAUUGUUUUCUUUCUCUUAUUCUUUUUUUUUUUUUCUUUUUUUUUUUUUUUUAAACAGGACUGAUUGUUGUGGCAGAGAGGGAGGAGAUGAAAAAUAUAUAUUUUAUUUUUUUUCUGUUUUCAAAAGUUCAUUUGAUAUGAGCAAAGUAUUUCUUUAGUAUUUCUUCCUCUGGAAGGAAACUAAUAUAUAUUUGUAAUCUAUAGACCAAUGGUGACAUGAAAUGUAUUUUGUCUUAUUUUCUGUCCUUACCAUUCUUAUUUAAAAAAUAAAAUAUGAAAGCCAAAUUCCUUCCCUUGAUAAUCAUCUAGGAGCUCGUGGCAAAGGUCAGUAUGCGUAUAUAUUAGAACAAAAUUUGGCAACUGUUAAAAUAAAAAAAAAAAUCAGAGUAUGAUUUUGUUGCAUGUGAAGUUUCCACAAGGAAGACCCUCAUGCUAUGGUUUCAUGGUAAGCCUUGCAUCGCUUCCCAACUGUGAGGAAAGACGUUGCUGUAAUAUUUCUAUAUAUUUGAUGAAAAAUAAGAAUUAUAUUAGUAUAAGUUUUAUCUUUUUGCUUUGUCUUACUGAAAUGAGAAACGGAGGAAGCUUCAAUGACACCAGGGGCUGGGUUCUGUCCUGUGCUGAGGCCAGACUGAUGCAGAGGACGAUCAGUGAGCCUGUUACAGGUCCCUGGACCUUUAGUCCCAUGGAGCAGUUGGAGCAGCAAAGGCUUGCUCUAAUCACUGGUAGCUUCCAGAGGCCACAUGUGAAUUAUGGUGAGGGAGCUGGGUCUGGUCCCUCUCUGUUCCCAAUGGUCCUCCCCUCGGUGAGACAUCCCCUGUGCCCAGGGAGUGGCUGCAGCAGGGGCUGGCUCUGGAGCAGCUUGGCAGGACAGGCAGAUUUCCUGAGCUCCUUUGUGCCAUUCGAACUGCUCAAAGGAGCUUAGAACACAUGAGAGAGUCUGGCUUGCCUUUUUCUCUGGCAGCUGGAGUACGAUGCUAUGAUCAGAGCGAGCCUGUUGUGCCUCUGGAAACCUGCCCGCGCUGCGUACUCAAUAGGAGGCAGUUAGAGUAGGAUGAAAAUAAACCCCAGCACUGGAUAUAGGACAGGAGCUGGCUGUAUGUAGUGCCUUUGAUAUUCAAGGUGUCCCAAAGCACUGCACACAUAAUGUGUUAGUUACUGGAGCUGUAUUGUAUUUGUAGAUAACAGAGUAUAUAUGUUGUUUUCUGAAAUGGCUCACACAUGGCGAGGGAUACCAGAAGUUGGUUCACUGAGGGAAGGCUUUAUAGGCCAGGAAGCUGCAGGGUUAUUCCUUACCCCUCUUCAAGUGCUAUGGGACUCUUGAUUUUGGACAGCCACCAGAAGCAGACAGACUCUGCAGCAGUUAAAGUUGACACGUACGUAUUGAACCUCUGGAGAACUCGGGGUCUAGCUUUGUACAGCACAUUGUGCCUGCAACUGUGCAGGGCCCACAUUUCAGAGUGCAGCUGGGAACCCACGUAAAUUACAUAUAAAUAUUUUGAUUUACUAAAAGUGUUUAUCUGUGGCUGUGUCUAUUUAUGUGUGUACAUGACUAUAUAUAUGUAUAUUUAUAAAUAUCAGUAUGCAUAUAUAUAGACUCACACACACAUAUGCACACAGACUUUUGGAACUGUGCUAUUUGAAUGACAAAAUACCUAGGGAUGCUCAGCUACUGGGGUUGCCGGACUGAAGAAAUGUCGUUUUCCAUUUAAUUUGUUGUUAAAGGGGACCCUUUUCAGCAGAACUGAGGAGCUCCUGAAUUGUUCCAUUGUACUGGUUUUACUAUCUCAUUUUGGAGUUAAAUGGAGGGAAAGAAAAUAUUUCUAAUGUUGAUAAAAUAAACUUACUUUUGUUAUUUAAUAGCAUCAGUUACUUUUAUUAUGUAAUGUUUCAAUGCUAGAAAUAUCUUUAUGUGUUAUCCAAGACAUGAUGAUGUCAUACAUUUCUCACUAAUUAUAGCAUCCCUCAAUACUGAGAGAUGUGAGGCUGAGUGACUUAUAUAAGACAGGAGCUCAAGGCAAAUUUUGCUCAUUACAAAAUGGGCGUCACACUCCAGUGGCUCUUUCACCAUUUCAUGUGAUGGCUUGUCUAUGUUUUAGCACGUUCAGACGUUUGUGGAUGUUUUUACUGACACCUGUCACCUUUGCUUUUCCCCAGCAGCAACAGAAUUGCUCAGUCUCAAUUCAUGGUGCUGUAGCCUGGAAUUCGGACUACGUGAAAUGUUCCCUGCUGCAUGAGGACUGUCAGAUAGAAGCACCAUAGACAUAAAGAAAAUAGAACAAAAUCCAUGUUUUGUUGCCAUUGAUCUUCCCAGUAAUAUUUGCAAACGCGACCUGUUGUCGAUGAAUAGAUGGGGCACGUGGUUUUUCUGUCGGUGUGGCAGUGGGAGGUUUGUUUGAGCAGUAUUUAAUGACCUCUUUUGCUCAUUUUUGUCUUGGCUGUGAUAGUGACACAUGUGGUAGUGGAAGUCACUAACACACAGCUUCACAUAGAAAGUGGCUAUUUUCCUUUCACCCAUCCCAGAUGCCUCCUGUGGUGUGUGCCUGUGUGUUGACCCUUCCAGUAUAUCAAAAGCAUGUUGAGAUGAUCUGAUUUUGGGCAAAAGCUAUGAAAUGGGGAAGGUACACUGGCAGCCUUAAGUUGCUGGGGGUUUAAUGGUACUCAAGAGAUGUAUGGACGUGCUGGGAAUUUGGAUGCCUUGAAAACACUCCAAGGACAGCUCUGUCCUUGCACUCAAUGUACUGCAAGAAGGAAGCAGUUCCUCAUGCUGGUUCGAGGUCUGUCAUUUUCUUUCCCCCACUUUUUGCUCCUUUUGCACCAGAUUAAGAUCCAUAGAGAUAUAUUUUAUAAGAAUGGCGUUUAAGCUUUUGUAUGAGCCCUCCUACGAUGUUGAAAGUAAUAUUUCUAUCGCUAUUAUACCUAUUAUUUUCCGUUCCUCAGACAUUACUUCCUGCCUUUAUUUUCCUCACUGAAUCUGAGCCAAAGAGACAUUGGGCUAUUCUCUUCCUAGUUAUUCUAAAGCAUCAAAUGAGAACAUCUUCAGUUGUUUCAGCAGCCCUGGACAGAGCUUAUCACAAACCUGUGUUUCUGGGUACCUGUGAAGCUCUAGGGUGCAGUGUUACAGGGUUCACUGUGGUACUCAUCUUUUCAUUUUGCUUUCUUAACAACAAUGUAGGCAACUAUUUUUCUUAGUAAUGGGAUAGCUACAGCUUUAAAAUCCUAUGAGCUGCCUGCCAAAAUCCGUUGACUGCAAUGGCGACUCGGUAAUGUGCUAAAAGUGACUUGCUACCCUACUGAUGAUGACCAGAAUUUAAUGUGGAGGAUGUGUCUCAAGCUUCAGUGCUUUAACAACCUUUGGAAGGGCAGGAUGCAGCUCGUGGCUGCACUGUGGAAAUGCCUCACCCAGCCCUGCAUCCAGCACUUGUGGCAAACGGAAUAUAUAGAGGGGUCGGGUUGUCUCAGCCUUUGCUGAGGAGUUACUGGUACAGAAUGAGCAGCUCGGCACUUGGCUUGGGCUGCCUAAGAGUAGGCCAAGUACGUGGGCAGUUUCUCGCUUCUAAUUCUAUUUGGAAUAUUGCUUGGGAGGGAUGGAUUACCCAGUGGUCAAAGCAGUGACCAUGGCUAAGUGUACUCCAAGUUAUGCCGUGGCACCAUGCUUCUCCAGACUGCUUACCUGAGAUCCUCUGUAGGUACCAGAGCCUGUGGGCCCCCCUUUCCCUCCCCAGCAGGUUUGCAGCACCACUGCCCGUGGCGAUGCCCACAGAGACUUAUGCUCUCUCAUCCCCUGUACAUGUGCACUGGAGCAAUGCCCCCUGCCUUGGCCAAAGGAUUUCCUGGCCACGUAUGGUGCCGUUCCUGCAAAAGGGGAAAAUUCCCUCCCUCGGGCCUUGAUCCCACCAGUAAAUUCAUUACAUUUGACUUCAGUGAUUAGGCAGGCUUAGAGCUGAAUAACCUUACUGUAUUCAGCCAUCAGAGUGCAUCUUGUCUCCUGCCUUAUUUAUAAGGUGCCACAUUCCAGUCUCAGCUGCAGUUUCUUGUUUCUCAGACUGCUUUUUUUCUUCUUUUUUUUUUUUAAGAAAAAAAAAAGACAAUCUAUCCUAUGCAGUACACAUGUAUCUAGUUACUCAGGGAGUGGGGAAGACUUGCAGCUUGUUUUAAAAACUUCUCACUCACUCACAGCACAUGACAACUUCUAGAGUCUAAGCAGAGGAAUGCCUUGCAACAAAAAGAGUUGUUUCAACAUGAACACAUCUAUAAUUCAGGAAAUAAUUUUAUGCUUAGCCCUUUAAAAGCAGUCAGUUUAUGCUCCUGCAUCCCCUACAUGGAGGAGAUUUUGGGAAUCUAAGGCAGCAGUGAUUACCUUGACACACACACUGUAUGUGUAUGAUUAUCCAAGAAAGAAGGUGAAUAUCUAAAAAAGCAAAAGACAUACUUUCUUCAGAAAUUUGUUUCUAUUAUUUUGCCUCUAUCCACUAGCAACAGAGCCCUGUUGGGAAUGGUAUUUCAGAGUUCACUUGUAUGUUAAUAGCUCCAGCAUUUGUAUACAAAGUACAUAGAAGCUGUAGCAUUUUGGCAUGCAAGAAAUAAGCACUACUUAGUUUAGCAAUAUAGUACUACACAUGUAAUUGCUUCAUCUAGAGCCAGCCUCCUUUUGCUGGCAAAGUGUAACACCUGGCUCUUCAAUUAGUCCCUGUCUAGGAGGCUGCCUGAUGUGUAACCUACCACUCAGCAAAGUGCGCACGGUGGCAAUCCAGUGCUCCGUUAUGACAAGUGCUUCAGCAAUUAUCUGACUACUAAUGCAUGAACCACAGUAGCAACUAAUUUCUUAAUGUUACACUUUAUUUUAAUGAGAAAAAUGGCCUCCUGGUUCCAACUGCCUUAAUGACCUUCAAUUAUCGCUUUUUCCUCAGCCUGUGGCCAAGUAGAGGGAGAAGGAAUCCAGGUCCUGUCUUUGGAGCUGCAGGAACCAGUUAGGUUUGUAGGUAUGGAGAAGCUCAAGAAGCUCUUGAGCUUGACGCAGCAGACAUGAGUGAUUUCUACUUGGCUAAUUAGGCUCUAAUAGAUAGUCCCACUUUUCUAGUGAUUUUUGUUUCCCCCAUAUGACAGUCACAUAAAAAAUGAAAGAAGGCAAAAUUAGAAAAGCAAAACUAAGCUGGCUCCGGGAAUGGGGACCCUAGAGAAUGGUUUCCAUAAGUAUAGCUAUUUUCUGCUCAGGGUGUUGCAAUGCCAGCUACUGAAUGUCACUGUGGUGAGUAUUUACAUACCACAAUUAGAGAUACCCCCUUUUAAUAAAACAAAACAGGUGCAUUUCUUCUUCAAGUUCACUGCUCCCAAUACUUAUGUCAUCCAUCCAGAGGGAUCACCACACUGGCUGGUGGGGCACACCCUUCUAUUUGCAAAUCUUGGGGCUUUACAAAAUGAGACGAGCAAUGACACCUCUGCCUGCUCCUUAGCCAUACCACAAGUUUUACUUCCAAACGGAUGGAAACAACGCCACAUCAAAAGCAAUGAUUACUAUAGGUGACAAAGCAAAUAGCUGUCUUCCCUCUCCUGUCCCUCACUUCAGCCCUUUUCCCACGACCAGGGUGUCUUUUCUUGAUCAGAAUGGAAAAACUGUUGUUGAUGUUGCUUGUUUUAAGAGGAGAUGAGUGCAGUUGUGAGUUGUUUUCUCCUGUGGUUUUUGCUGCUAUUGUAAUAGUGUCCUUGUCUCCAUGGCAUGUGGGAGCAGUAAAUUCAUGUCAAAGCUUUGAAAAAAGUGAGCUUGCUGGCAGCUAAUGGCAGGAAGGACAUGGAACAUAAUUUUACUUAAAUUUGAUUUUAAAUAAUCUUGAAUGCUCUUUGCUUUUCCUUCCCAUUUUUUUUUUGCGUUGUCCUUUUCAGAUCUUCCUCACUGAAGUCUUGAUUCUUCAAUGACCUCUUUUUUUCUCUAGCUCAUGCUACCUUCGUUUUUGAUUGGAAUGGUCAAAAUCCUUCUCAUGUGUUUGCCUCUGGGACAAUUCUGCUUGACUACAACAAGCAGGCCAACACAGGCGGUUGGAUCUUCUCUGACCGUGCCCAGCCAUAGGUAGGGAAUGUUGAAAUUCGGCUGUAGUAGGGGUGAGUUGGACAUGCAGCUCUAAAGGCACCUCUGAGGGUAGCUGUAGUGUCUCAGGAAUAAGCAGACAAGAAGCAUGAUGGACUUGGAUAUUUCACCUGAGGGAUGAGAGGUUGAAUUCGACAUUUUUAGACUUAGUUUUAAUAUCACUAGGAAAAAAAAAAAAAUUUUUCCUUUUUUUGGUCUAUCCUCAUGUUCUAUCCCUUUGAGAUCUUCAUGUAAAAUAUUCUUUGCCUGGGCAAAUGUGAUUGUGUUUGCUCCGCGACAUGCUUGCGAGAAGUGGCAGCUUCUUCCAAGUGGUGAGCAAAUGUUCUGGUCUCUCAUGCAAAAUGGUUGGCCCUGCUACCGUACAGUUUUCUGCUCAGCACAUCUCUCAGAAAAAUCACAGGAAAAUGGCCGAGUCUUAUCAGGUUUUUUGUUCCGUUCACAUGUCACUGCAGAGCGAUUCCUCUCCAUCUGCCUCCUUUGAUCACGCAACAGCUUUGAGAGAAAAGAAAAUAAGUGGCUGAGCCUUCAAAGCACUAAGCAGCUCUUGGGAGCUUUGUCUCUCUCGAGCUUACUGCUGCACCUCACAGAUCUGGGCAAAGGGAAAAGGGGGGAUGCUUUAUGCGCAGAAAGAUCCAACUACUGCCUUACUGGCAAAAGUAACAUCUCUUUGGAGGCUACCUAUUCCAGAUGCUCCGGUAUGUGCCCGGCAGAGUGUAAUAGGAGCUGCCUUCCUUUCUUAAGGGCUCUUGCAUGUUCUUUUUAUUAAAUGUGUUUCUCUUCCUGGUGCCGGGGAAGGGGGCAGCCCCAAGAUCCCCAGGCGAUUCCUGUCUGCUGCCUCUCACGGCAGCUAGUGUGGCACUGCCCUUUGCAAUGGGUGCCAUCUAGCUGCCCUCAUGCUAUGGGUUGCAUAUGCUCUAUCUCCUGUGACUCUGUUGGAAAAUGAAAUAAUUAAGGGUUAAAAUCUCUUUCCAAAUGGUCUUGGGAUGUGCCAGCCUUGGCCGCUGGCCCAUCAGGGUGCAUUGGGGAGAGGAAUGUGGAAUAUGACUGCCAGCCUUUCUCUGUAGAAAUCGUCGCAAGGUGAAACGCGCUUUCACAGUGGGAAGUGAAGGUUAUUUUCCUUCUGCCCAUAUUAUUUUGUGCUCUAAACCCUGUGCCAGUCAUUUUGGAUGCAGCCAGCUCUUUGGAAGCGGGAGGCUUUUGAAAGAUUUUGGGAAGUCUAGCCAAUGAUAUAGCUGAGGAUUCAUGUUCUGCGUCUCCCACACAAACCUUCUGGCAGCCCAUGGAGGUUUCAGUGUCCUCUCUGAGUCAGUAAGCAGAACAUUUUGCUACAAACUACAGUCCUUCCUUUGUGCCGCUGUUACUGCCACUCUGCUUCUGCACAGCUUUUAGGACAGCUAUGGCUUUACAGCCUUUCACUGGGAAAAACCAGGAUGCAUUGUGGGGAAACAUGAUUCUCCUUCGAAUGCAAAUACUCAUCAAGCUGCAAGUGUGUGCUAAUGAAAAUGCAGUGCACAUAAGGACUUGAACCUGGUUUAUGAGACUGUCACUGCUAGCUCAGUGGGAUUUAUUCUGAGCAAGAACUGACCUGUUCUUUUAUUGCAAAACAUAAAGGUUAUGCAAAAAACAAUCACUACAUUUAAUGAUAUGCUUCUUUCUUAUGAAAGUCUGACUUUGCAAGUCUAACUGUGUGUCACAUGGUUGUGUCACAGAAUAAGGAAAGCAGUUGCUGUGUCUUAUAAUUUAUUAUCACAUCUCACUGGAGGUACUGUGGGCAAAGGGGUAGAGCAGAAGGCAGCAAAUCAAGGGGCUGAGGUUUUAUUCCUGCCAGUGUCAUUGAGUCAGUUUGGGUAAGUCAUUUUUUUAACCUUCCUGUGCAUCAGUUUCCUUAUCUGUAAAAUGGGGACAAUAUAAUGUCCCCGUACACAGACAAGUAAGGUGCUUUGUGUUGUAAGGCCAAAAGCUGCUGUACAUUAGCUAUUUAUGAGUUUUUAGUUGUGCCUUGUAAUGUUACUGUUAUAUAGUAUCCUGCUUGUUUUGGAACCGUUUUUUGGAGGACAAUGGGAGUAGCCCUGUCCCAUGCUUUUUAGUUGAGGUGGCUUAAACUGAGAUAGCAAAGAGUGCUGCAGGAUAGCAACUUUCUAAUGAGCUAGUUUGCACUGCUUAUGCCUGAUUUCCAUGUUUGAGCUACCUUGUUUUAAGAUUUUUAACUCAGGUGAUAUUUUUAGUCAAUGAAAGCAUUCAGGUGAUUGCCCUCCCUCCAGAGGAUAAUAUUUUGCUGAAUUUUAGAGCAGUUGUAUUCCAUCAUAUUGAGUUAAUUGAGCACAGAGUGUUUCAUUUGGGAAAGCCUGUCUCAGAAAUACCUUUUUCUGUCACCUCUCUUCUGAUAUUGAGGAAUCACAGUAUUUUGUCCAAGAGCUCAGAAAUCACCACUUGAGUUUGUUGAUGUUAAAGGUUUCUGGGGAACAAACCCAAACAUCUGAGGGAGCAGACUCUGGUCUUCACGUUAGUGUCUUCUCUGGCACCUUGGCAAGCGAGAGAUGAAAAUUGAUAAAGAAUGAGGAUAACAGUUAGCAAAGACUCAGGGAAAUAGAAGUGUCUCCUGUAAAAAGGAACAAGGCUAAGAAGGGGUUGUCAUGUAGGAUGGUGAUGAACAGGCAUAUGAUGGGAAGGCUGAGUUUCCAUCAGGCUGCAUAGUGGAUAUUCCCUGGCUGCUUCCUGGAGGUGGUGGAGGAAGGAUAAAGGACAGAUCCUGAUAUCCUCUGCACUGAAUUCAGUCCAGGUGAACCAAGGUGUGCUAGAGGUCAGAAUCUGGACCACUCCAUAAUAUGUUUAGUGCCCUUGGUAAAGCAGUAAAGCCAAAUAACAAAUGCGCAUAAUCAGCCAGCAUUUCAUGGGCAUCCAGAGUUCCAGUAUUUGUACAUAUCCUAUUAUCUGAACCCACAUCUGUUCCAGGAGUUGUAAUAACAUCACAAAGGGCUCUUUUAUGCUGCCUGACCCCAUGCAUAAUGCCCUGGAGCUGUGCAUCAUGAGGCUGCCAGCUGGCAAAAGGAAUCCCAGGCAUGCAGCAGCACCCACAAAACGAAGCUGUGUGUUUAACAGAGAAUCAGGGUCCAGGUAAUCAGCAGUGAAGAAGGAAGCAGGAAGGGGGAGGGGGUUUUUGUAACAAAGUAAGAAAGUAUUUUCUUCCUUGAUUUUCUUGCAUUUCCUCUUUAUACAAAGUAUCUCCAUCACUGUGUUGCUAAACAGGGGAGAUUUUAAACUGGGGGAAGGAGGAAAUCUGUAUACAGUGAAAGAGCUGGUUGCGGUUCCUUUUGGACAAUUUUUCUGUAUUGUGACUUGUGUGGAAAUGUACAGAAUAAAAGUGAAGAAGCGCA